GACAACUCCCAGAGACGACUUAGCGGCAUCCCUCGCCCUUCCCGACUUCCUCGUCCCGUCUCCGGCAUCAUUCAACCAGCUCCGGCUCCAGCUCCGGCCUCCAGCUCCACGCCGUCGCUUCGCCCAAGGCCGUCCCGAGAUAGUCUAGCAGGAGAUACAUCCAGUGGCGGAGAGGUCCAGAACCCAAAACUGCGAGCUUCUGCUUCCCGUGGCCAACUGCGCCCCUCUGCCAGUGUCAAUAGCGGGCGUGCGCCGGCUUUGCGAAACUCUACGUCUAGUAACCAGCUUCGUUCUAGUUCUUCUCGCGCUCCGGCUCCGGCUCCCAAACCCGCUGCCCCAGUAUCGAAGCCUGUACGAUCCGUUUCAUCGUCUCAGCGAAGAUGGAGUACAAUCACCAACGCCCCGGCAGCGCAGUACAAACCCUGGGCAGAAUCAGGAGAACCUGAUAGAGAUACAUUUGACCAGGAAAUAGGCUCCACAGAUGCGUCAAACGACAUUCUUACCUCAUAUCUGAAUGAUUCUGCAGGCGUACCGGAUCACUUUGACAAUAACGCAUCUCCACUCUCCUCUCCGGGGAGGAGCAUGCCCCAGAUCAACACACCCAAACCCUCACUUUCUGAACGCACCAUUGAGACUCUGUCGCAAUUGCCCUCGUCUCCAGCUUUGAGCAAGAAGUCGUCAUCAUUCUUUGAUUCAGGCCGACCUACAUCAAGAGCCGAAAGCUCGGCUUCCAGGCCAAGCUCCAGCUACACCUCUGACGGUUCUGCAAGACAUCCGUCCCGCCCAGGUUCAAGCGCGGCUGACGACUCGGGAUUCUCAAAUCCCAGGAUGUCAUCGGCCAAUCUAUUCAAGAGACCUCUCUCAGUCAUUCACAACGACAGAACACCAGGUGCUGCUUCCAACAAUGCGCAACGACUUCGUCCCGCCAGUCGUGCUUCAGGGGCGGCCUCAAAGCCAUCCGCCUCAGUACCGGAUGUCAGAAGCCCAAGCCCAGACAGACUAGGUAAAACACCAACGAAGCUGUCUCAGAAGCCGGCCCAGAAGCCAGCCCAGAAGCCAGUAACCAAGUCUUUAAAGCAAAGGGCUUCAAUGCACGGUCUUGGCAAGAAGCCAUCGAUGCAGGCCCUGGAUGCCAGCGACAACAAUUCGGGAGCUCCCAUCUCUUCCUGGGACGGCACUAUCGCGGCGGUUGCCCCAGCAGUGAAAGAAGCCGCUGAACCGGAGCAGCCAACUCAAAAAUCCUCGUCAGCGCUUCGGGAUCAGAUCGCCAAGGCAAAAGCUGCCAAGAAGGCCGCUAUGAAGCAGACGCAGGCACAGACGGCCAGUGCAGUAUCAACAACUGAUGAAUUUGCAACAGCUCCAGCAAAGAGCGGAUUCGAUUACGAUGCUGCAUUUGAUGACCCAUUUAAUCUGAACAAAGGACAAGAUGCCAAUGAAAAAGUGUUGAAGCAACGUGUCGGAGCAGCAAGAACUAGUGGAAAACUGAAUAUUGCCGCGUUAGGACUGAAAGAGAUUCCCAGCGACGUCAUGAAAAUGUACGAUAUGGAGACCAUUGGGGCCGGUGGAAGCUGGGCAGAAAGUGUCGAGUUGACCAGGCUGGUUGCUGCGGAUAAUGAGAUAGAAACGUUGGACGACGCCAUGUUCCCCGACCUCAGUCCCGAAGAACUCGAAAACGACGAAGAAGGUCGUGGCAACAUCUUUGGAGGGCUCGAGACUCUCGACAUGCACGGCAAUCGGCUGCCAGCCAUUCCGGUGGGAUUCCGCCGCUUCACCCAAUUGACCACUCUCAAUCUGUCGUCCAAUCGCCUGGAAAAUGGAUGCCUUGAAAUCAUUGCUCAGAUGACGGCAAUCCGCGAUCUCAAACUGGCAAACAAUCUCAUUGCCGGACCGUUGAACUCGAGCCUCGCGGACCUGAGUGUCUUGGAGGUGCUUGAUAUACACGGAAACCAAGUCUCUGCCCUGCCACCCAACGUCGAAGGGCUUUCUCGGCUGCGCGUUCUCAAUUUGAGCGAGAAUAACUUUGAAUCACUUCCCUUUGAGGGGCUCUCAAAGCUACCGCUAGCCGAGCUCGAUUUAAAGAAGAACAAGCUGUCGGGAACUUUAAUUGAGGAGCCGAUUGGUUCAUUGCCAAUGCUUCAGUCCCUCGAUAUAUCGGUGAAUAGGCUGAUGCGGCUUGUGCCAGCGGAUGCCUCAAUCAGCCUGCCGGCUGUCCACACCGUCACCCUUUCCAUGAAUCGUCUGCAGGAGCUCCCGGAUUUGACUUCGUGGACAAGUCUUAUAAACCUUGCAGCAGAUGCGAACAACAUCUCCAGCAUCCCCUUGAGCUUCACCAGCCUCGAAAAGGUGCGACAGGCCGACUUUUCCAGCAAUGACAUCCGGGUUGUCCCACCUGAGAUUUCUCGAAUGGACAGCCUCACACUGCUUCGGCUGAGUGGCAACCCGCUGCGUGACAAGAAGUUUGCUUCAGCCUCGACAGAUGAGAUCAAGGAAGCGCUGUCGACAAGACUGGAGCCUCCUCCCCCAUAUGAGGAGCCAGUCGUGCAGGCGCCAAUCGCUACCAUCAUAAGUCCGCCGGACAACGAGAAGAAACAACAGCCGGAAAAGGUGUCGACAAUCCACCCCGAGGAAACAGAUAGCAGAUCAGAAGGCGAUGAUGAUUUUGCCACGCCUCCAACGUCUGCACCUCAUUCGCCUACCAGAUCCCGUGCUUCGACAGUAGUAAGGGAAACUUGGCAGGUCAAGCCGGGCGGACUCCUGGACCGGUCACGCACCGAAUCAUCUUCCUUGAGCCCGGAAAUGUGCGCCGAACUGUCGAGGAGCUAUCAGAUAAGACAGGCACAGCUUCAUCACAAUCUCCUGAGCGCAUUCCCUGGACCCCUGCAGUUCUUCUCGCAAACCCUCACGUCUCUAUCUCUGGGCCACAACAAAAUCUCGGGAGAGGACUACUUAACAGAAGAACUGAGUCUGCCGGUUCUGACGGAAUUGAACUUGAGCUCGAAUACCAUCACCAGCCUAGGUCCGUUGACAAAAUUCCUUAAAGCACCCGCACUGGAAAAGAUUGACGUCUCGCUCAAUCGCCUAACUGCCCUUCCGCUCGAUCUGAAGCAGAGCUUCCCCAGCUUAAAGGUACUGCUUGCGUCAAACAACCAACUAACCGAGCUUGAUCCAGCUGCCAUCAAGGGCCUCAAAGUUGUUGAUGUCUCGAGCAAUGAGAUUGCGCACCUGGAUCCUCGGCUCGGCCUCUUGGGCGGAAAGGACGGACUGGAGCGGCUCGAUGUGGCAGGAAACCGAUUCAAGGUCCCCAAGUGGAAUAUCCUGGAGAAGGGAACCGCAGCCACGAUGAGAUGGCUCCGAGGCCGAGUGCCGGCUGCCGAGAUGGAGGCAUGGAGAGCUGAGAAUGGGGACGACGAC
Messenger RNA from Trichoderma virens Gv29-8, 3411 nucleotides. RefSeq lists its product as uncharacterized. The record is from RefSeq and is a predicted model, not a curated record. The annotation marks the transcript as partial. Gene Ontology annotation, molecular function: protein binding. The transcript has 2 exons. NCBI's taxonomy places the organism in Eukaryota, Fungi, Ascomycota, Sordariomycetes, Hypocreales, Hypocreaceae. Gene Ontology annotation, cellular component: plasma membrane. Gene Ontology annotation, biological process: hormone-mediated signaling pathway.